AUGAACGGGAAAAAUGGUGCCGGUGAUAAAAAUGAGUGUUCCCCCAGUACAUCAUGUGAGUCUACCACCGAAUCGUCAGAUAUGACUUCAAAGGACUACUAUUUUGACUCAUACGCGCAUUUCGGAAUUCAUGAGGAAAUGUUAAAGGAUGAAAUCAGAACACUCACCUAUCGCAGUGCUUUAAUUCACAACAAACACCUCGUAAGAGAUAAAGUAGUGCUUGAUGUUGGUUGUGGGACCGCCAUCCUUUGUUUGUUUGCAAUCAAAGCUGGAGCCAAACAUGCCAUUGGAAUUGAUUGUUCAAACAUCAUUGAUCGGGCAAUGGAAGUCGUGCGAGCUAACAAUAUGGCGGACCGUAUCACUCUGAUCAAAGGAAAAGUCGAAGAAGUGGAACUACCUCCGGAGUACCCCAAGGUCGAUAUAGUCAUAAGUGAAUGGAUGGGUUAUUGUCUUUUUUACGAGUCAAUGUUGAAUACUGUCAUUUAUGCCAGAGACAAAUGGUUGGCACCUAAUGGCAUAAUUAUGCCUGAUCGUGCAACCCUGUAUGUGUGUGCUAUCGAAGAUAGACAGUACAAAGAUGAAAAAAUUAACUGGUGGGACAGCGUGUACGGCUUUGACAUGAGUUGUAUAAGAAAAGUUGCACUUACAGAACCUUUGGUUGAUGUUGUUGAUCCUAACCAAGUUGUGACUAAUUGCUGUUUAGUCAAGGAAGUGGACAUGUAUACUAUCACGGUUCCCGAAUUGACAUUCAGUGCACCAUUUACACUUACCUGCAAAAGGAAUGAUUAUAUUCAAGCCUUGGUUACGUUUUUCAAUAUAGACUUCACUUCUUGCCAUAAACCUACAGGAUUUUCAACAGGUCCUGACGAGCGCCGCUACACACAUUGGAAACAAACAGUUUUUUAUCUUGAUAAUGGCGAUGAUGACUGUCUAACUGUCAAGAAAGGAGAACAUAUUAACGGUGUGAUGUCUAUUAAACCGAAUGAACGAAAUAACCGUGAUCUUGAUAUCAACAUCAAAGUAGAAUUCGUGGGAGAACUUUCGUCGAUCGACAAAAUGUUUAACUAUCGUAUGCGCUGA
This is a messenger RNA of Schistosoma margrebowiei, 1080 nucleotides long. The record is from the annotation of a GenBank genome assembly. Lineage: Eukaryota; Metazoa; Platyhelminthes; Trematoda; Strigeidida; Schistosomatidae.